AUGAAUACGGUGCUGACGAGGCCCUCAAUCCCUGCGGGGAGAACUCCGAUCAUCAAGGUCCCGGAGUCGGGCCCCUCAUCUCACCUUCUCGCGGGGGCUCGCGCCAGGGGAAAUUUGGAUCCUUUUUCACCAGUCAAUGAGAAUGGGAGCUUCGAGUUUGAUCGGGUCGUGAAGACAGGCAGGGUCCAGCGCCGAGUCAAACACAAACACGUCUUCCGCGCCUCUUGGAAAUCAGCAUACCUCGUCCUCCGACCGAAUCUCCUAUCCGUCUACAAAGAUGAAGAAACCACCCGCCUUCGAGUCUCAAUCCCCCUCUCCGAAGUGACUGCGGUCACUCCCGUCAAGUCAGCGCGCUCAACCCGGAAACACGUCUUUGGAGUCUUCACCCCGGCCACCAACUACCGCUUCGAAGCGCCGACACAACGCGAUUCCGAGGACUGGAUCCAACGCAUUCGCGCCGAGACCCCUGGAAACGAGGAUGAGCAAGCGUUUCUAGCCUUGACCAACCGUCACGCCCCUCCGGCCAUCCAUAAGCAGCUGGUGGACGAGACAACCGACCACUCCGACUUCGAUCUCGCCGGCCGCGCCAGCUCCCCUGAGCCACGCUAUACCCGGUCAUCACGCAGUCAUGCUCCGAGCCUCCCUUACAUCCAGGAUUACUCGGGUAAUGAGGGCAACGGCAAUGAAGCCUCUUUCUCAGAGUUCUCCGACGGUUCUCCGCCAACGCGCAAUAGCCAUCUACGAUCCAUGCCAUCGAUUCACUCGCUUUCCCUUUCCGCACCAGAGGACAAGCUAUCACCUCUUCCUCGCGACACAACCAAACCAUCCGAUAUGAGCAUUCUCAGGGAUCCCGAGCGCGUCGCCUGUCAGGGGUACCUGCAGGGGCUACGUAUCCAAGGGACCGUGCGCCAGUGGAAGCGACUGUGGGUUGUGUUGCGUCCGAAAAGUUUGGCCUUUUACAAGGAUGACGCAGAGUAUUCUGCGCUGAAGAUCAUUCCCAUGGCACAGGUUUUCGAUGCGGCCGAGGUGAACCCUCUGUCAAGAUCGAAGACGUUCUGCAUGCAGAUCAUCGCCGAGGAAAAGACCUAUCGGCUUUGCGCGCCGGAUGAAGAAUCCCUCGCGCUCUGGUUAGGUUCUUUGAAGAGUAUUCUUGCUGCUCGUCGGAAAUUGGAUCCGGCCUUGGGAAGCUCCCUGUAA
Messenger RNA from Penicillium nucicola, 1197 nucleotides. RefSeq names its product PH domain-containing protein. The record is from RefSeq and is a predicted model, not a curated record. Bases 1 to 1197 code for a protein of 398 amino acids. The transcript has a single exon. NCBI's taxonomy places the organism in Eukaryota, Fungi, Ascomycota, Eurotiomycetes, Eurotiales, Aspergillaceae.